AGCCGGUGGGCUCAGGGGACUGCAGGAGCUGGCGGGCCGCGUCCCUGCUGCCCUGCACGGUCAGCGCUUCCUGCUCCCUUCAGACAGGGCUUCACUCCUGCUCUGGACAGAUCCUGAGGGCUCGGAGCCCAGCUGACGAGCCACACAGAUUCCCAGCACAUCUCCACCACCACCCAGCUGCCCGUGUUCACUGGGGCAGGGCCAAGGCUGGGAGUGCCAGGAUGGAGCUCCCCGGGUCCCCCAUUCCUGGCAUCCCCAUGGCAACGAGGCCUACGAGACCCAUGGACAAAGGAUGGCCCACCCUCACCGCCUGAGUUCCUGGGGCCCUGCUGCAAGGGCUGCCGUGAGCUGGACAUCUUGCCUCUGCAGGUUACAAAUGAGGACACCAUGGCACAGAGAGCUCAGGCGGCCUGCCCAGUGUCACAAAGCCUCUCCUGGCGGCAAUCCCAGACUCCAUGAGGAAGCAGGAGGUGCGGACAGGUGGGGAGACUGGCCAGGGCCACAGUGCCAGCUCCCCAGCUGAGCAGGUGAAAGCCCUCGUGGACCUGCUGGCCGGGAAAGGUGGUCAGGGCUCCCUGGCCCCACAGACCCCCGACAGAGCACUGGACUCUCCGCUGGGGCCCCACAGCAAUGACUGGAGAAUACAGAAGCACCGCGAGGCCCUGCUGAGCAGGGUAAGAGGCAGCCCAGAGCUGGGCAGCCCCUCGCCCAGGCUGUCCAGCCUCCUCCUGGUGGAGGGCCUGACGGACCUGCAGCUGAAGGAACAUGACUUCACGCAGGUGGAGGCUACACGCGGGGGCUGGCGCUCCACCAAGACCAUCGCCCUGGACAGGCUUUUCCUGCCUCUAUCUCGGGUGUCCAUCCCACCUCGGAUCUCCAUCACCAUCGGGGUGGCCGGUGUGGGCAAGACCACCUUGGUGAGGGACUUUGUCUGCCUCUGGGCCCGGGGGCAGGUCGGUAAGGACUUCUCACUGGUGCUGCCUUUGAGCUUCCGGGAUCUCAACCCCCAUGAGAAGCUGUCUGCAGACAGACUUGUCCGCUCUGUCUUCCCUCAUAUUGGGGAGCUUGGCCUGGCAGGAGCAACCAGGGUCCUCCUGAUCCUGGACGGCCUGGAUGAAUGUAAGACGCCUCUGGACUUCUCCAACACUGUGGCCUGCACUGAUCCCAAGAAGGAGAUCCAGGUGGACCACUUGAUCACCAACAUCAUCAGGGGCAAUCUCUUCCCAGAAGUUUCUGUCUGGGUCACCUCCCGCCCCAGUGCGGCUGGCCAGAUUCCUGGGGGCCUAGUGGACCGGAUGACUGAGAUCCGGGGUUUUAACGAGGAGGAAAUUCAAGUGUGUUUGGAGCAGCUGUUCCCCGAGGACCAGGUCCUCUUGGGCUGGGUCCUGAGCCAGGUGCAGGCCGACAGGGCCCUCUACCUGAUGUGUACCAUCCCAGCCUUCUGCCGGCUCACAGGUUUGGCGCUGGGCCACUUAUGCCGCAACAAGCCAGAGCCCCAGGACACAGAACUGUGGCCUCCAAGGACCCUGUGUGAGCUCUACUCUUGGUACUUCAGGAUGGCUCUUGGUGGGGAGGGGCAGGAGAAGGGUAAGGCGAGCCCUCGCAUCGAGCAGCUGGCCCAUGGCGGCCGCAAGAUGGUGGGGACACUAGGCCGGCUGGCCUUCCAUGGGCUGGUCAAGAAGAAGUACGUGUUCUAUGAGCCAGACCUGAAGGCGUUUGGCGUGGACCUGGCUCUGCUGCAGAGCGCCCUGUGCAGCUGCUUCCUGCAGCGGGAGGAGAGCUUGGCCUCCUCGGCAGCCUACUGCUUCACCCACCUGUCCCUGCAGGAGUUCGUGGCGGCCACGUACUACUAUAGCGCCUCCAAGAAGGCCAUCUUCGACCUCUUCACCGAGGGUGGCGUGUCCUGGCCUCGGCUCGGCUUCCUCACGCAUUUCAGAGGCGCGGCCCAGCGUGCCAUGCAGGCUGAGGACGGACGGCUGGACGUGUUCCUGCGCUUCCUCUCGGGCCUCUUGUCUCCAAGGGUCAAUGCCCUGCUGGCCGGCUCCCUGCUGGCCCAGGGUGAGCACCAGGGCUACCGGGCCCAGGUGGCCGAGCUCCUCCAGGGCUGCCUGCGCCAUGACACAGCGGUCUGCGCCCGGACGAUCAAUGUCCUGCACUGCCUGCAUGAGCUGCAGCACACGGAGCUGGCCCGUGGCGUGGAGGAGGCCCUGGAGAGCGGAGGUCUGGCCAGGCUGACUGGCCCCCAUCACCGUACCGCCCUGGCCUACCUCUUGCAGGUGUCGGACACUUGCGCCCAGGAGGUCAACCUGUCCCUACACCUCAGCCAAGGCGUCCUCCAAAGUCUGCUGCCCCAGCUGCUCUACUGCCGGAGCCUGAGGCUGGACACCAACCAGUUCCAGGACCCCGUGAUGGAGCUGCUGGGCAGUGUGCUGAGUGGGAAGGACUGUCGCAUUCAGAGGAUCAGUUUGGCUGAGAACCAGAUCAGUAACAAGGGGGCCAAGGCUCUGGCCAGAUCCCUCCUGGUCAACAGAAGUCUGACCACUCUGGACCUCCGCAGUAACUCCAUCGGACCUCAAGGGGCCAAGGCGCUGGCAGAUGCUCUGAAGAUUAACCGCACUCUGGCCUCUCUGAGCCUCCAGAGCAACACGAUCAGGGAUGAUGGUGCCAGGUCCAUAGCUGAGGCCUUGGGCACCAACCGGACCCUCUCCGUGCUGCACCUGCAGAAGAACACCAUUGGGCCCGUGGGAACCCAGCGGAUGGCAGAUGCCCUGAAGCAGAACAAGAGUCUGAAGGAGCUCAUGUUCUCCAGUAACAGCAUGGGUGAUGGAGGUGCCAAGGCCCUGGCUGAGGCCCUGAAGGUGAACCAGGGCCUGGAGAACCUGGACCUGCAAAGCAAUUCCAUCAGUGACGCAGGAGUGGCAGCACUGAUGGGGGCCCUCUGCACCAACCAGACCCUCCUCAGCCUCAACCUUCGAGAAAACUCCAUCAGCCCAGAGGGAGCCCAGGAUUUGGCACAUGCUCUCUGUACCAACAGCACCCUGAAGAACCUGGACCUGACAGCCAACCUCCUUCACGACGAGGGUGCCCAGGCCAUCGCGGUGGCAGUGAGAGAAAACCGCGCCCUCACGUCCCUUCACCUGCAGUGGAAUUUCAUCCAAGCCGGUGCUGCCAAGGCCCUGGGACAAGCACUACAGCUCAACAGGAGCCUGACUAGCCUUGAUUUACAGGAGAACGCCAUCGGGGAUGAAGGCGCCUCUGCGGUGGCCAGUGCGCUGAAGGCAAACACGGCCCUCACUGCUCUCUAUCUCCAGGUGGCCUCCAUUGGUGCUCCAGGGGCCCAGGCGCUAGGGGAGGCCCUGGCUGUGAACAGAACCUUGGAGAUUCUUGACUUAAGAGGAAACACCAUCGGAGUGGCUGGAGCCAAAGCCCUGGCGAAUGCUCUGAAGGUCAACUCAAGUCUCCGAAGACUCAAUCUUCAAGAAAACUCCUUGGGGAUGGAUGGGGCGAUAUGCGUUGCCACUGCACUGUCUGGAAACCACGGCCUCCAGCACAUCAAUCUCCAGGGAAAUCACAUUGGGGAAUCUGGUGCCAGGAUGAUCUCAGAGGCUAUCAAGACAAAUGCUCCCUCAUGCACUGUUGAAAUGUGAGCAAAACAAGUUCCUCAUAGGCCAGGCAGGAGGACAGACAGAUGCAGCUGGAAGCUUUCGAACAAAAAGAACAUUUUCCAGGGUGCCUUCCUGUGGUCUGGGAAUGAUGCUGAGUCACAUGAGAGCUGGUCUCCUGCAAGGAGGCAGGAAAGGUGCUGCCAAAGGAGGUCACAAGCACCUCUCCUGGUCCAGUCAGUCCUGGUGGGGGCAAUAUGCACACUGCUAUGGCACAGAGAGGAGAGGGAAAAGUCUUCCACCAAGGGACUCACAGAUGUAGGCCUCAAAGCUCAGCAGGUAAGAAGUUGGUCUGAGCUUAUUUAUACCCUGAGGUCAUCAUGUACCCCUAACUUUUCUUAUUAUUACUGCCCUGGUUUAAAUCGUCCCCCUCACUCUGAAAUGAGUUGCCAUCUUCAAGCCCAUUAAGACUUUCAAUUUGGCAUUGGUGACAGAGGAGAUCAUUUUUUCUUUUCUUGCGAAGAAAAGAAGGUUUUAGGAGUAUGAUCCUUAGAGACACAUGGAAAAAUUAUGGGAAUUUUUUUGAAGAGAAAUGAAGGCUUUAAUUAUGGGAUUCUGGAGACAGAGACAGAAAAAAAACGUUCUCCAAGGUUUUUUCCAUUUUUCAUCCAUUACAAAAUCUCUCAAAGGCAUGGAUUACGUCUGGCAUGUUAUUUGGAGCCUGGCACACUGGUUAUCAAUAGCAUGUUAAAUACUGAUGGCUUAAUAAUGUUACUCUACAUUGGACUUCCAAAACCAGUACUGUGGCUAUAGCUUCCCUAUGAAGGCAAGUAAGCUGAGCUUCCUGUGGCAUAAAUUCCCUCGGAUGUCUGUUGAAAGGAAAAAGACCCCAAAUGGCUCUCAUCAACUAAAUAACCAAGGAAAAUGAUUAUGAAGAUUAUAAUUAUUUUUAAAUUUGAACAGGAAGCACUGUUGUUCCAAAGGUUUCUUUAAAAAUGAGUAUUCAGGCAAGAAUCAUCAAUGGAUACUAAUGCCAUAGAUGAAAGUCUAUUGAGGAAGAAGACAGCCACACAGUCUCAAAGUAUCACCCAACAAAAGGUAUUUACAAAGGGAAAAAGGUACCUUAAAGAUGGAGAAAUUUUGCAAAUGCUGCCUUAAAGUGAUUAAACUUAACAUCACCAAUAAUAAGACAAAUGGACAUCAUGUCCCCCUGCUGUGAUGCCCUGAGAAGGACACAUCACUGAUGUAGUAUUCUUGCCAAAAAUGUUUACCUGAAUCUAAUAGUGAAGGAAUAAUCAGACAAAAUCCAAACUGAGAGGCAUUCUGCAAAAAAACUAGCCUGACCUCUUCAAAAAUGUCAAUGUCAUGAAAAAUACAAAAGGCUGGGGACUGUUUUAAAUUGAAGGAUAUUAAAGAGACAUAAGAACUUAAUGCAAGAUCUUUGGUAGGAUCCUAGACUGGAGGGGAAAAAAUCAGCUAUAAAGAACAUUAUUUGGAAAUUAGGGACACUUGAACAUAGGUCUUAUGUAAUAUUUAUUGGAUUACUGUUGUUUUGAAAGGUAUUUUGCUGGGUAUAGAAUUCUAGAUUGACAGUUUUUUCUUUCAGUACUUUCAAGAUGUUGCUAUACUGUUUUCUGAUCUGCACUGUUUCUGGCUGAGCUGAGAACUCAACAGAACAAGAGUUGCAGUAGUCAAAUGCUGGAGAAAGUUGUGCCCUGCAGGAACUGGGCACUGGAGACACCUCAGGGACCAAAGCAGUGGAAAAAGAAAAGUGUGCUGGAGCCUCCAGGGACUGGGCAAGCAAGCCACACUAGAACUGGAAGGAAAGCCCCUUCCUCCUGCAAAGUCUCUCUGCACUCUAUGGACAAGGCUUAUCAUCCUGCUGGCUGGCAAAGGAGAGAGAUUUGCAAGGAAUAGCUCCAUUAUCACUGAGGAGGCCACAAGGUGAAUUUGGAGCUGAGGCAAUAAACUGAUGACCAACACAGUGGCUUUUUUGUUUUUCAUUCUGGACAGUUUCUAUUGCUGUGUCUUUAGGGUCACUAUUGUUUUCUUCUGCAGUGUCUAAUCUGCCCUUAAUCCCAGUUUGCAUAGUUUUCAUCCCAUUUUUUUAAUCUCUAGAGGUUUUGAGACUUUAUAUCUUCGAUAUCUCUCCUUAAUAUGCUCAAGCUUUCUUCUACCAUCUGAAUAUAUGAAAUAUAGUUAUAACUGUUUGAAUGUCCUUUACUACUAAUUCUAUCACCUGUUAUUUCUUAGUCUAUUUCUUGAUUUCUCAUUAUGCCUGGUAAUUUUUGAUUGGACACCAGACAUUAGAAAUGUUGACUUAUUGGGUGUAUUUUUAUAUUCCUUAAAAUAUUCUUGAGCUUUAUUCCGGGACACAAUUACUAAGAAACAGUUAGAUCCUUUCAAAACUUGCUUUUAAGCUUUGUUAGCCAGGAUUGGCCAUCCUUCAGUCUAAGGUUACUCUGGCCCAACUUCCGAGGUAUUAGCUCAGUAUUCUGGGUACUCCACCUGAUGUCCAAGUCAAAAAACUGUUUUGGGUCUUACCUACAAUAGAUACUAUAGAAAUCCAGGUGUAAAAGAUGGUAAAAUCAACCUUUGGCUUCUGACUCCAAAUAGGAGCAUCAACCCAAGUGGUUAUCUGUUGUGUAUCUUUUCAAUAUACAGUACAAAUUUAAGCAGAAUGGCUCCUAAUGCAGACUUUGCUUCAUCAAUUACACACACUCUCUCUCUUUCCUAGUAGACU
Messenger RNA from Equus quagga, 6345 nucleotides. It is a transcript of the gene NLRC3, whose product is annotated as NLR family CARD domain containing 3. Gene Ontology annotation, molecular function: protein binding. The transcript is spliced from 20 exons. Bases 456 to 3647 code for a protein of 1063 amino acids. Gene Ontology annotation, biological process: negative regulation of canonical NF-kappaB signal transduction. The record is from RefSeq and is a predicted model, not a curated record. Gene Ontology annotation, cellular component: cytosol. Lineage: Eukaryota; Metazoa; Chordata; Mammalia; Perissodactyla; Equidae.